Cyphomyrmex costatus is the source of this 2108-nucleotide messenger RNA. RefSeq lists its product as uncharacterized. The record is from RefSeq and is a predicted model, not a curated record. The transcript has 7 exons. Bases 14 to 2002 code for a protein of 662 amino acids. Lineage: Eukaryota; Metazoa; Arthropoda; Insecta; Hymenoptera; Formicidae.
GCAAGAUCAAGUCAUGUUCGGUAUUUCUCCGAUGAUGAAUUUCGGUUUCAGUUUUGUACUGACGACUUUCUUGGUUCCUCUUCUUCUUAUCGCGUAUGUAGUGGUGACGUGGACAAGAAAAUGUUGGAUAUCCUUCGUCAAGUGGAAACAUCCGAGUUACGUCAUUGUGGAGGAGAAUAGUAUUCGUAGCAUCUUGGACCAAGGACGCAAUCCCGGCAUAUGCACCCUUCUCGUGCAAGGACGUUCGAUCGUAAAGGGCGUGAGAAAUCAUUUGGCGCAUCUGGCUUCGACGAGAAAAUUCCUUAAAUCGGCUCUCUUCACGCGAUGGGGCGUAUACGUAUGGAAAGAACUUGAUUACUUUUCCGUGGACAAUCAUCUCGCAAAUUCACCGUACUCAUUUCGAGGUCGUCCUAUCACGGAGAACAAUAUACAGGAUUACAUAAGCGACGUCACAUCCAAGUUCCUUCCGAAGAAAUUACCGCCUUGGCAAGUGCACGUAGUCAACUUCUUGGCGCGAGGAGAAGAGCGUCAGAUAUGUCUCGUGCGAGCGCAUCACUUGCUCCUGCGACAGGAGCAUCUAACUUUGGCGGAUUUCUUGCCGUUGAAAUAUUCGACGGACAACUGGACUUGUCAAGAGAGCGACUCGCCCUUUACGAAUCUGUAUACCCAACCCUCCGCUCUACCGCGUCUCCGACAGAUGUUCCGAGAGAGCUUCAGCAACUACUGGAACGAUUUUCUUUACAAUAACGAUCCCACAGAGCAGCCGGGGAUUCUAAAAAAGCGUAUAGGAAUAUGUCAGUGUAUCAAGAUCGCGACGAUAGUGUUGGUUUGCACUUUGAAGGAAUUGGCCAGACAGUGCCGAAAGUCGGGAGGAUUAAAACUUUUGGAGCUGCCGUCGAUCGUCCGGCGCGAAUCGAGGAAGAGAAAUUUUAAUUCUCAAAUGAUAUAUGACUCCAUUGCGAAAUCUCUCAACCCGAUCGACGUUCUCUGUACAUGCGUUGCUCUGUCUUAUAUCGUGAUCGCGUCGUUUCUGAAGACGCCUUUCUUACUCAUUCGAGAAUUGCGAGCUUUACUGUCGCGGCAUAAAUAUUGCAAUUAUCCUACGGACACCUUGAUGUACACGCUGUCGUGUUACCUUCCUCUGACGUUUCAAGCAAUUCGGGAGACGAUGUCCAUCAGCUGGAUAGCCGCGACUGCACCCAAAAUCAUAAUCGAGGAGCUAUUUUUGAAGAAUCCGCAAUCGAAUCGACUGCAGACCAUCUCGCCAUGUGGCAGGAAAGUAGUGGCUUGGUCUGAAGAGGUGGACAUCGAGCUCGUACGAAAAAUGGCUAAUGUGACUGGCGCGACGGAGAUGGAGAUUCUUUUAACAGCUACCGUGGACGCCCUGAAAGAAUACUUUAAGCAUUUGGCCGUCAACGUGCCGGAUGAUGUAUUCGCGACAGUGAAAUACGUGAGUCAGCGAUCAGUGUUUCUUCGAAAUCACGAGGCCAGGGGUAUCCUCUGUAUCGCGUUACCAACCAGAACACCAUUGUUCCACGACGACCUCAUUGAAAUAUUGCAGGUUAUUCAACGAAACGUGCAGAAUGCCAGGUCCCGGCAAAGCGCAAUUUACGCUCUCACGGCAGCGGAAACAUCCUGCGGAUUAAUUUCGUCCUGCGUUCCGUCCAUCGUUUUGAAAUUACUUUUAAAUCAGCUGUCGAAAAGAUACUCUCUAUGUUUAACGCAUGUUGACGGAGAUUUACCUGUGGAGGGCAUAGACGGAGCGGUUUACUGGCGACCACCGCAAGGAAAUUGCAACAUGUCUAUGACUCUGCACAGGCAUAGGAACGGAGUACGCCUCGGUAUAAUGGGAGACGCCUUGAUCGGCCCUCAGCAUUUUAUCAUCGCGAGAGCGUUUCCUAAAAGCGUACGAAAUCUCGCCGGCGUUCUAGGCGUGCCGAGAGCACCCAUCCGAAGUCCAAGUCCUAAUCCACUCAAUCCGACUACGUCUCCAGGAUACUGAUCUCAGGUAUCUACCUGAGAUUGAUGGCUCAGAUUCACCGCAAAAGGGAAGAAAUUUGGAAAUUUUUCUCACUCAAUUUUAUAUACUACUACUAUAUACUGUAUAA